AUGGUCGCCAUCGAAGAUAUCCGCGCCAGCAACUCAGCCCUGAAGUCCUUCCCUGCCAACCUCGUCGCCGUCUUCGUGGGCGGAACCAGUGGAAUAGGCCUCUACACAGCCCGCGAACUCGUCCGUAACACCAUUUCACCCCGUCUCUACCUCAUCGGUCGCAACCAGACUGAAGCCACCAAGAUCAUCGAGGAGCUAAAAACCAUCAACGCUUCAUCCGAAAUCUCUUUCAUCCAAAAGGAUGUCUCCCUCCUCAAGAACGUCGACGAAGCAUGUCAAGACAUCAAAGCGAAAGAGAAGCAAGUCAACCUCCUCUUCAUGACAUGCGGAUAUGUCACCUUCCAAGGGCGAACCGAAACACCCGAGGGCCUCGAUAAGAAAUUCGCCUUGCAUUACUACACACGCAUGCGCUUCAUCAACCAGCUCCAACCCCUCCUCGACGCUGCUGCAAACGCCAAGACUUUCUCGCGCGUCGUGUCUGUCCUGGACCCCCAGCCCGGUCUCAAAAUGGCGCCCAAGUGGUCGGACUUGAGUCUCAAAACGUCGUUUUCGUUGAAGAAUUGUAUGGUGAAUGCCACAGGCAUGACAAACCUCGCGUUCUACAGUCUGGCGAGCAAGAACCCUGGCACUUCCUAUAUCCACGCGUACCCCCACAUCGUCGACACAGGCGCUGGAAGAGACGCUUUCGGCGCGUUUGAACCAGUUGCGAAACCCCUCAUGUGGCUGUUGAGAAUGGCCAUGCAAGUCAAGCCUAUCGAGAGUGGCGAGCGUCACUUGUACGCUUCUACGAGUCCAACUUUCGCGCCGAAAGCAGCGGGCGAGAGUGUCAAAGACGCAGCAGUAGGGAGUGAUGCUGUCAAGGGAAGUGGAAGCUAUUUGCUUUAUUGGAAUAAUGAUAUUCUGGAGGAUAAGCCUGUUGCGAAGAAGAUGCGGGAGGAAGGCAAGGAGAAGGAGGUUUUGCAGCACACAGAAGAGGUGUUUAAGAAGAUUUGCGAUGAGGCCCAUGAUGCCAACAUUGCGCGCGGCCAGGGCUCCGAGAUAGGCCGCUAUCAGAUGACCCGAGUGGGAACCCUCGCAGGCAAAGUCGUCCUCGUCACCGGCGCAGCACGCGGCCUAGGUCUCACACAAGCCGAAGCAUUAUUAGAAGCCGGUGCAAGAGUCUACGCCCUCGACCGCCUCCCCGAGCCCUCCCCGGACUUCCACACCAUCGCCGCGCGCGCCGCCUCCGAGCUCAACACCUCGCUAUCCUACUGCCAAAUCGACGUGCGCGAUGUGACCGCGUUGAACAAGGUUGUCUCUGGGAUAGCUGACGCCGAGGGGCGUCUGGAUGGACUGAUCGCCGCAGCGGGGAUCCAGCAGGAAACCACUGCGCUGGACUACACGGCCGAAGAUGCGAAUCGCAUGUUUGAAGUCAAUGUGACGGGUGUGUUCAUGACGGCGCAGGCGGUUGCGAAGCAGAUGAUUCGGUUUGGCAAGGGGGGGAGUAUUGUUAUGAUUGCGAGUAUGAGUGGGAGCAUUGCGAAUAAGGGAUUGAUCUGCCCUGCGUACAAUGCUUCCAAAGCCGGUGUCAUUCAAUUAGGCCGCAACCUCGCAUCUGAAUGGGGCGUGCACAACAUCCGUGUCAACACCAUCUCGCCAGGAUACAUUGUAACGGCCAUGGUGGAGGAGCUGUUUGUCAAGUUUCCUGAGAGGAAGGUAGAGUGGCCGACGCAGAAUAUGCUGGGAAGACUUAGCAAGCCGGCGGAAUACAGGGGUGCUGCCGUGUUCUUGAUAAGUGAUGCGAGCAGCUUCAUGACGGGGUCAGAUCUGAAGAUUGAUGGAGGGCAUAGUGCGUGGUAGCGGGAGAAUGAGUGAAACAGAAUUAGGGAUUUAAUUAGUCUAAUACGAAUUUCUCAAUCCG
Molecule: messenger RNA, 1900 nt
Organism: Parastagonospora nodorum SN15
Lineage: Eukaryota; Fungi; Ascomycota; Dothideomycetes; Pleosporales; Phaeosphaeriaceae
Exons: 5
Coding region: 1-1839 (612 amino acids)
Biological process (GO): secondary metabolic process
Molecular function (GO): oxidoreductase activity
Source: RefSeq, a predicted model, not a curated record